This is a messenger RNA of Lates calcarifer (barramundi perch), 7481 nucleotides long. RefSeq names its product leucine rich repeat containing 75A (gene lrrc75a). The record is from RefSeq and is a predicted model, not a curated record. Bases 1007 to 2377 code for a protein of 456 amino acids. The transcript is spliced from 5 exons. NCBI's taxonomy places the organism in Eukaryota, Metazoa, Chordata, Actinopteri, Centropomidae.
GCGUGCAGGAGCUAAGCAUCCGCAAACUUGGCGGUGCUCGUGCUCUCCCGGCCCUUCCUUCCCUCUCUCCAUCACCGUGUGAGGAGGGAGGAUUGGUGCUCACGUGCACUCGCUGCGCGCCCCCAUUCAGUUUGAACAGAGGGUGCAAUACAUAAUUCAGUCCCAGCAAGGGGACACCUCAGUCUCUCCCCUCCUGCCAAGCCGCGGAUCUGCAGCCUCUACACAGCCCGUGGACCGAGACACGGAUGCGGCUGUUUCCCGCGCCUGAGCGGAUAGAGAAUCAACCUUGGAGAAGGACGAAUGCCUGCUGGUUGUGGGUAAUGCAUGACUUCCAGCGGCUGAGGAAGGACGGAGAACAGCCAGGAACAGGCAGUCAGUGGUGAUCUACAGGAGACGUAAACAUUGCCAUGCCCUGCUUUAUGCACCACCUCCUCCGAUCCGCUUCCUCCUCCUCCUCUGCUCCAGGACAGAGGACUCUGUUUUGAAGGAUAACAGCAGCGGUGAGAGCAUAACGCUGUCGAGGGUAAAUAUUUUGGUGAAGUUGUGUUCGGGAUAGGAGGCUGCGGCGGGCCACGGUCUAUACUGUAGGUAUCCUGCAUCCUGACUUUGCUGUGUCCGUGCUUUGCGGCCAUGAUGCAGGCAGCAUCCUCCGACCUGUUCCCGACUUGAGCUUCACUCUGCGGGAUUAACAAGUUCUUAAAAGCAAAAAAAAAAAAAAACAAACUACUACAUCUACUUGUUAAUGUUUUGGAGCAUUAUUUCUGAACUCUUAGGACAUUGACUUCUUCUGUAGAACUGUGUGAAAUGAACAUUUUUAGAAGCAGUUUGGAAUUUGAUUGCUCAAAUGCUUCACAUCUAAACCCCAAUCUGCAGACUUGAAGAGGAUGUAAUCAGCUGCAGACAUUUUAAUGUGCAACGUAUCUCUAACAUUAAUCAAAGCUGCCUCUGCAUGACUGCUUGGUGGGACCAGUCUUGUUAUUAUCACAGUUCACAUUAACACAGCACCAUGGGUGCCAAGCAGACCAAAGGCCAGGAGCCUGGAGGAGCCAGCCCUCAGCACAGCUGGAAGCGGACCCCCACCAAGGAGCGGGGAGAUAUCUUGGCGUCCUUCAUGCUUAAGUCAGGGGACCGGCUAAGUCGCGGCGGGACGCCACCGCCUUACCAGCGCCGUAUCAGCAUGAUCCAGGAGAUGAUGCUGAUGGCCAAGCAGGGUAAACAGGACGAGGCCACGGAGAUGCUCAAGACACUCAGACAGGACCUGGGUAUGGAGUCAACAUCCCUGGAUGACGUGUUGUACCGCUACGCCAGCUUCAGAAACCUUGUUGACCCCAUCACACAUGACCUGAUUAUCAGCCUGGCACGAUAUGUCCACUGCCCCAAAACGGAGGGCGACUCUCUUGGGGCAAUGGAGAAGGUUUGUCGUCAGCUGACCUACCAUCUCAGCCCCCACUCUCAGUGGAGGAGACAGGGCCUGCUCAAGAGGAAACCUCAGGCCUGUCUGAAGGCAGUGCUGUCAGCCCCUUUGUCCAGCGGGGCGUUGGAUCUGUCUGGUAUUCCUCUGACGGCUCGAGACAUGGAGCGUCUGUGUGCUCACCUACAGCGCCAUGCGUCCACAGUGAUCAGCUUGGAGCUGGGUUUCACCGAGCUGACGGAUGAGGCUUUCCUCCUGCUCCUGCCCACGCUGGCCUCUCUGCCACACCUGGAGACCCUGGCACUGAACGGAAACAGGCUGACCAGAACUAUUCUGAAGGAGCUGACUGACGCCCUCAAGGAUCCAGGCAGUUUCCCUAGCGUGACAUGGAUUGACCUGGGCAACAAUGUGGAUAUCUUCUCCUUGCCACAGCCCUUCCUGGUCAGCCUGAGGAAACGCUGCCCCAAGCAGGGCAACCUGCCCACCAUCCUUGAGUUUGGAGAGAGUCAAGCCAGCGACCCCCCUGAGAGGCUUAGGGGGGUCGGGGAAGAGGAGGAGACAGACGACACAAACCGGACUGAGAGCAUGGGCGAGCUCCGGUCUGAGGUGGAGGAGGAGCUGGACGGAGAGAUGGAGAUAGAGGAAAUGAUGGAGGAGCUGCUAGACUUUGACAGGGAGGUGCAGGGAAAGGAGGAUGAGGAGGAGAGCAUGUGGACUGUGGAGGAGCAGAGGAGAAAUCGGAGGAGAAGGGGGAGGAGAGAGGGGGAGGAGUGUGGAGAGAAGGAGGUGAAGAGGAAAGAGCAGCACCCGGGUAGAAGGGCAGUGAUGGUGGAGGAGGAGGACGACACACAGAGCCGCUCCUCCCGCCUGUCCUUCUCCAGCCAGUCACAACACUCCUCUGGAGCCGCUGAGCCAAUAAGAGUUGAGGAGGAUGACUUGACCGACCAAUCAGACCACUUGACCUGAUUGCUGCUCCCUGCUUACAUUUCCCCUCCUGUAUCGAGUCUUGUGUGGAAGGACGCAAGAGAAGACUCCUGCAGAGGCUAACUGAGUGUGCUCAGUCAAACAGGCUGCAGUAAUGGAAGGAUGUAAUCCAUAUGAACAUGCCACUUGAUACUGCCUCCACUGAUUUGAUUUGUGACCAGCCACCGCAGCGUUCAGAUACUGGCAGAGUGACAGCUGAACCCAGGUGACUCUUGGUAACUGUAACAUGAGAAGACAAUCCCCAACAGGACAUCUGUUUUAUCGUAACUGUGUUGUUUCGAGUACAAAUAGACUAAGGAUGCUAAUACAUAGAAUAGACUGGUUAAUUAUAUCACAUGAGGCUUUUAUGUAUAGAAUGUUAAUCUUUAUUCAGGUCCUUCCUCCUGGUAACCCUGGUAAUACCUACAUGUGCCUAUAAGACAUCCCAUUACUGGUUAAUAGUGUUGAGAGAUAAAGAGAGACCAGAAAAUAUAGAACAGAAAAUCAUACAAAGUAAUCGGGGCCCUUAAACCUUUUGAAAAAUGUUUUUGCCAAAAGCUAGUGGAAUGUUAAAAAUAUCUCCCUCCCACAUACGCCAGUGGCUAGCCAGAUGGAUGAGAAGAUAGACAGGAAUCAAAAGUCAAGCCAAAAGAUUUGUUGAAAUCAGUUGCUACUGAAGACAUGAACAGAUGUCCUUUAGUGGAUGAGAAGUGCACUGAAGAUGAAAUUAGUCAGCUGAAACCAAAAGCAGAAAAUAACCAUUAAAGAAAUCAACACAGUAAAGGCCUUGAUGAUUGUUUGAAAACCGAGUGAAAACAGUACAAAGUGCCCUGGUGUGGAAAGGAGAGGGGCUGGUGGUCCUAUUUCCAUGUGUCCCAAAGUCCUGGGGUGUCAAGUUAAAUAUUUAGUAGCCUUUUUCUUAUAAUCCAGGUCAUGUGUCACUCCACGGUGCUGUACACUAGUGUGCAUCACAUGCUUACAGUGCAGUGUUUAUAUAUAGGCUGCAGAUAUCCUUAUACAGUAUGUAGCUCUCACCCAGCUAGUGCUUUCCCUCCAUGUGUCACUUAUAGUCCAUGAGGAGCUUUAAGAAACAAAUGGAUGUACAGUACACACACACACACACACACACACACACACAUAUAUAUAUAUAUAUUGUUUUUAUCUGUCCUAAGAGCGAUUGUUUAGAUUGUAGAUUAGCCAUUUAAAGAGGAAUAUCACUCAGUUCAAGGAAUCAUAGUUGUUAUUUUUGUGGUCUUGGAUAGAGAAACAAUAUGUGUCGCUACAUGAAUAAUGCUUCAAACCUGGGAAAUAGCUGAAUGAGAAUCUUAAUUUGUUACAAUAUUUAAGGCACUGAUUGUAAAGGUUUUAUUGAUAUAUAGAGGAGGAUUUGUUGAGCAGAAUAUUAACUCCCAUUGAAGAAAUCAUCCUAAAACAAAAAAAAAUCAAUAAAUUCAUAUAUAUAUACUUUCCCCUAGACAGAAGUCCCAUGCACCAAUACAUUCAUCUUUGCAGCAGUUAACAUGUGUGACUUUUUUGCUGUACAGAGGCCUUGCAGUUACAUCACAAAUCUCCCAGCAAACUCAGCUCACUCCAUAGUAGAGGUCCAUUGAAUCAAUGUCUAUAUGGAACAAUGCCUGACUACACAAGGGAAAACAAAAUAACAGAAAUGCUAUAACAAUGCCAAAAACAAACCAAUACACUAGACCCCUGACACUAUUUUUUUGGUGAAUAGCAUCAAAAAGCAGAACUAUUGCAUUGUUUUGUACAGAUGUUCGUGUAUAUUUUAAAGGGGCACACCGCUGAUUUUCCAUACAAAGUUUAGCAUUACAAGAAGUAAUGUUCAGCCUAUGAAAACACUUGAAUAAUGUCCUCUGUGGCUCUGAAGGAGUUUUGCUAAGUCUGAGAAAAUAAGCAUAAUGAUGUCAUAUAUGAUCAUAUUUAGGCAUAUUAGGCUUCAAAGUAUUUAACAGAAAGCCUGCACUACAAACUGGGCUGCUGAGUAUGAAACAGAACUAGUUGUAUGACGUAUUGUCUGACCACGUUGGAGGGCAAGAGUGUUUAUAGCUGCUCUGAACAGCUACACAGGAGGGUGGAGUGACCAACACAUUUGCAUAGCCUGCAAGAUCUUAGUCAAGUAUGUUCACAGUCUUAGUUGCAUACUGUAUGUACUGUCUGUCUAUCAGCAGCAUAUACAUUACCUCUAUAUACAUUUCCAUGAGACUUUGUGGAAAGAUCAGCAGAUGAACAUGAUGAGUGUCCAACAUGUCCAACUAGAAUAUCUUGACAGUUGCUUUGCAGUAGCAGAGGUAUGCACUGUAAUGAAUGAUAGUCAGUUGCCCAAAGGAUGCAACUACUCUCUGUCUCAGGACAAAGAUUUUACUGAGACAACAUUCUGAUAAUACAGCCUGUGACUUGCAGUAUGAUUUCACUGUUCAAAUCAGGUACCAAUGAAAUACUUAGUGGUUCCUACUUAUACCUAAAUGUAAGUACAGUAGAAAAUAACAAGGGUAUUAGGAACAAUGGAGUAACAAGUAGGCAUUUUAGAUGAAAGAAGAAAUAAGUUACCUACAGAGUACAGUGCUGGAGGCAAAAUGAAAUCUGUGGGAGAUUACGGUUGCAGCUUUUUCCUUAUUUAAGGAGUGAAAAGGAGAGGGGCUGAUACUUGAUAUCACAGCUACAUACCUGGUUCCUGUUGUGUUCCUCUCGAAGUCUUAACUAUGUUUUAUCCACCUUCAUCUAUAUGUUAUACUAUCACAUUAUUUUAUUGUGUUUAUUAUGUUUUUCCUCCUCAGAUGACAAUAGAUGCCUUCCAUAGCUGUGCCUUUGAGAAAGGUAUGUUUGUUCUCUAAUCCAUCAUACCUGUCACCAAAACACUGAGUAUAAUUCAUUUCUACUUUCCUCUGAAAUGUAUAAUUAAUAUUCCCUUGUUCCCUGUUAUCAUGUUUUCUUCCACUAUGUUUGUGUUUAAGUACCAGUAGGAACCAGUAAGUAUUUUAUUGGUACCUGCACAAAAUUAUACCGUAAUUAUGCACCUGUUAUAAAGUGUUACAGAAAUAAUCUCUACAACCUUUGUGUGCUAUUUAAAAAUAAACAUCUAAGUGAAGAAUUUUAAGAAAAGGGCCUGAUCAGUAUAAAUCUCUUGCAGGAAUUGAUUUCAUUUCAUUUAAAAAGCUACAAUUAAAGAGUGUCAUUCUAAAAAUAAUGGAUACCAUUAGUACUCAGCAAAACCUCUUCAAUGAAGGCAAGCAACUAAUUAAAGGUAAUUUGUCAUACAUUUUUAAAUAUUUAUAUAAUAGUUAAAAAAAAUAUCCAAAGGCAUUCCAACCAUUAAAGUCUGUGCAACAGUCUUUUAAUCUACCUUGCAUGAUAUCUGUUAGUCAGUAAAGGUAUUGUGAUAACUUACUUUGCCAAUGUGAUCAGAGGCAACAACAUGACAGCAUGUGGGUGGUAUACUGCACACGCCACCUGAAAGCUUUCCAUACAGCAAACAGCUCCCUUGUGCCUCACUGACGUUAGCCUGCAGACAUUCAGUGGUAUUGCACUUAAAGCUAUAAGUACAAAAAGAAACUUCCCUUUAAUCUACCUUUAAAAUAAGCUAGUGCUGCAUUGUCCCUGCAAAAUCUAUUUUACAAACAGGUCAUUACAAUGAACCCUUUAAACAGAGGCAGACGGGUGUUGGUGCUGUACAGUAUGUGCAGCAGAGCUGAGUGCACAUACACAAUUAAUGUGAGGCAGAGAAAGAUUGUCCUUAAAAACCACAGUGAUUAUCAGCAUUUGAAGCCAUUGUGAUGAAAGGCAUAAAAUGUGGAUCAUAAUGUUGUGAGUUCAGAUGGUGAUGUAAACGUUUGUAUACCAUCUACUAUUGGUCAGCAUGGAUCAAUGGUUUUAUAGACAGUGUCCAGUGAAAGGUUUGGACCCUACUCUCAGGGUCAGACUGACUCACUACAUGUGUCUCCAACUACUUAAAACUAUAUACUUAUAACUCUAUUCUCAGGUUUACUGUAGUUUUCUGCUUGCUACUGUAACAGGACUCCCUCUGACUGCAGAGAGAGAGAGAGACGAGCAGUGGAGAUUGGGGGUAUGUGUGAAUGAGUGUAAUGUGCUGAAGCCAUGAACAUGUCUGCUUUUAUGUUAAGGUCACUACAGAUCAGAGCAAAGAAAUCACAACUGGAAUCAGGCUGAUAUAUGAACAUAGAUGUGGCUUUUAAUUUGAAACCUUUGAUCCAUCACUCAGUGUCGUCUACCUCUGAUAUGGAUGAACUGAUGCAGCAUUUUAAUAUGAUUCCACACAGGUAUGAAUGAACAUGGUUUCCUAAAAUCAUCCCCUGGAUUUCAAGAACUCGUUUUAGAGAUAAAGUAGUGUUUCCACAUUUGUCUAUACUGAUAAGAAAAAAGUGUGUUUGCAGCAUUAAAUAACACGAAAUUCUUUUCAAAUUUAUUGUCCAUAAAAUGCUUGAAUAUAAAGACACAUGAAGAUUUUGCAGACUGGCCACUCUGUUGGUCUGCUGGUAUCAGAUGAGAAUAUUGACCAAAAAAUCACAUACCAUUCAGUUUUACUUCACCACAAUUGUGUGUUAAUAGUUUAUUCAAAUUGUAGCUACAUGUCUAUCAUACUCUCUCUGCGCAUCACCACAGGCAGAAUGACUUGUCCUUUCUCAUGUUACGAUGAGACAUGAGACCAUGAUCAUGGUGUAUAUCUUAGACUCAUAGAGCAGGAGGGGCUAUGAAUGCUUUCACUGACCAGAAGAUAUGAAGAUGCUGUCUGUGUCUUGCUCAAGAGCUCUGCUGAUAUAUUGUGAGAUGUAAAAAGAAACAUGGUAAUGUGAAUCUGAAGGCAUGAAGGUAGCCUUGGAUCUUUUCUCUCUCCUGAGUCUUUCUUCUGUAUGUAUUUCUCUUCCGUAUACCUCUGAAUUAUUCUCUAUACAGUAUCUUCUUCUGUCACCCCCCUUUUCCGAAUGUUCCCAUGGAGCUUUUAUUUUUGUGCCACUUUAUUGAGACGAUACAACAAAAUGAAUGCUCUGUGGAUUCAUAUUCUAGUAUAAUUGUACAUCUUUACAUUUUCUGUUAUGCCAUGGAAAUUACCAAUAAAUUCUAUGACAAAAAACCA